Molecule: messenger RNA, 5559 nt
Organism: Vollenhovia emeryi
Lineage: Eukaryota; Metazoa; Arthropoda; Insecta; Hymenoptera; Formicidae
Gene: Clk
Product: circadian locomoter output cycles protein kaput
Exons: 12
Coding region: 2030-4198 (722 amino acids)
Biological process (GO): regulation of transcription by RNA polymerase II; circadian regulation of gene expression
Cellular component (GO): CLOCK-BMAL transcription complex; cytoplasm; nucleus
Molecular function (GO): DNA-binding transcription factor activity, RNA polymerase II-specific; RNA polymerase II cis-regulatory region sequence-specific DNA binding; protein dimerization activity
Source: RefSeq, a predicted model, not a curated record
GUCAGAUGUCACGUUCGUUGGGGAUUGCAUUACGGACGCUCAGCGAUGCUGCGGCGGGAUGCGUGUGCCGUGCGGAUCGACGUUUGAAAUGAACGCACAUGCGGCGGGCGGCCAAUCGCGGCCGGUCGAACGUGCGCCGCGAAGCGAUGUGCCGCGCACAUUCACCGCGAAUGUACGACGGCAAUGAGCGAUAAGGCCGCGAUUGCGCACUUGGUCGGGAAAACGGAGCACGACUGCCAUUUUCGCUACGUGAAAACCCAUCCUGAGGCUAGCCGACAGUGACAUGGUUCGACAUGGACGGCAAUACAGGCGGAAUUUUCUCCUGGUCGAGAUUAUAGGAGGGAAAAAUAUGUCGGAGUGAAAAUUGCAGGAUCACAUCCGUUCUGCCCAAUGAGGCUGGGAGGAGCGGAAACACGGGAAGUUGUAGGCGCUGAAAGAUUCUCCCUCGAAAUGGAAAGGCGAGAUGGAUACUACAUGAGCGAGUAAUCGUGUCAAAAUGUGUACGUGCGGCUGUGUACGAAUCCCUUGAACCUCACGAGUCCAAAAAAGAAAGAAACUAACGUUUAUUUCUCGCUCGUUCUGUCGCUGACGAGCAGUAGAAGUGUCUGAUGUACGGCAUAUCGUCUAUGAAAGUGUCUGAUCGCAUGUAGCAUUUAUCACAGCGACUCUCAACGCAUCAAGAGUUCAAGUCUCUUUGGAACCAAUGAUUUCUCUGUAAAAACACAAAUUUUACUUAAUUCCUUUGCAAAACAGAUUUGUGGCGGAAACUGUUAGAUUCUCACCUCUUGUCGAGUUCCGAAAGCUAGUAGUCCAGUUAACGAAGUAAAACUACGAAAUAAAAAUACGCUAUUUUAAAGCCAUCGAGUUGGACAAAUUUGAGAAUAUCCGAAAGCUGUAAUUGACGCAAGUUUAGUUAAGCGAUGAUAAGCUGCCACUGAAUGGACCGUCAUCAGCAUCAUCAUCAGCGCGCGGUUUCACGGAGCGAAGGGGACUUUUACCAAGGCGGUUGGCAGGUCUGGGCUCGUCCGCUUCUACUUGGCCUACUCUCCGUGUGUUCCGCAUUGGAUUUUCGCAAUCACCGCGCGGAAUCGCGGUAAAAACUCGCGAUCACGUUCGCGAUCGAUCAGGCUUGGAGGCGCGCGGCUAAUGAACCUGAGUGCGACCUGAACCGCGAGGUGCUAACAAUCGGCAGUCCUUUGGUCGACUCCGAAGCGUCGUGAAAAUCGAGGAGCGACCGUCGUCGAGGCGGACGGUCGACGCGGAGUGCUCUCUCUGAAAAAUGUGUCGGUGGCUCGCGACGAGGUGCGUCGGCUCCCCGUGCGAGCGAACGCGGCAUUGUCGAGGAGCGAUUGGCGGAGGACUCGAAAGGCUCGACGUACUUCCUCGACCUGAGACCUCGCGAGAAUUCGUGUGCGGUCGCGUGCGCAUACGUGCGCAAUAGCGCACAGCGUAUAGUUGGCGUACGACGGGUUGUUCGCGCGGGCAUCCCUUCUGUCGGUCCAAGUGGCUGAGACACUCGGGAUCCGAGCUGAUAGAUAGACGUUUCUCUUCGGUGGACUUUUAAUUCGGUUACUAUCUUGAUUAUCCUCCUGAAUGUUAUCAACUGCCCUACUGGGUUUCCGCGUAAAACUUCGUGAUUGUGAAAUUUAAUGCCGCCUCCUUAGUGGAUGUAUUAUUGAUAUCGAAUAGACUAAACUCUUGCACUUAUCUCGAUCCCGAAUAUCUACUGAUUGAGAUAUCUCGGAAAUAUGAAUAGACAGGUUUAGUUAAAUGUUUCUUUCUUGUGGACUGUAGUGACCAUGUGGUGACUGCUGCAAUUAUCGCGUGGUAAAUCGCCAGUUGAAGCAGGUUAUGUGGAAAAGUGUGUUUAUCAAAAAAUGUGAAGGGAUUUAAGCAUCAUUAAUCUGAGAGCAUAUUGCAAAACGAGUUCUGCAUCAAGUAACAAGCGAGUCGUUGUAUUGGCAGUAUCAUCUCUUCAAAAUAUUUUACCAUAUUAAAUUAAAGAACACAUUUUACCUUCUGCAACAACAUGGACGAUGAUAUCGAUGAUAAAGACGAUACGAAGCGAAAAUCGCGUAAUCUCAGCGAAAAGAAACGCAGAGAUCAAUUCAACAUGCUUGUGAACGAGCUCGGUAAUAUGGUUAGUGCCAAUACGCGGAAAAUGGAUAAAUCCACGGUGCUGAAGUCGACAAUUUUAUUUUUAAAGAAUCAUAAUGAGAUAGCUGUUAGGUCGAGAGUCCAUGAGAUUCAAGAAGACUGGAAACCAUCUUUUCUUUCUAACGAAGAAUUUACUCAUCUUAUAUUAGAGGCGUUGGACGGAUUUAUAAUGGUUUUCUCUUCAAACGGAUAUAUUUAUUACGUUUCUGAAAGUGUUACGUCUCUGCUUGGAUAUCUCCCGAACGAAUUGGAGAACACAAGUAUUUAUGAUGUAACUUUUCAAGAGGAUCAGCCACACUUAUAUAAUGUUCUACUAAAUCCCGGAAGCACACAAGACAGACGCAGUGUGAAGAAAGAGGACCAAAUUUCUUUUAUGUGUCAUAUCAAAAGGGGCGGACUAGAUUUUCGGGAAGAAUCUAUUUAUGAACUUGUACAGUUUAUCGGAUACUUUCGCCCUGUUGUGGACAACGAUGUUGACAAUCUAUUGCCAAGUCAGAAACUUAGUAAUACCAGCGGAUCAGAUAACAAAUUGGUCUUUGUGGGUACGGGACGUUUGCAAACUCCUCAGCUUAUCCGAGAGCUAUCCGUAACGGAUAAUACAAAGUCAGAAUUCACAUCCCGUCAUAGUCUCGAAUGGAAAUUCCUAUUUUUAGAUCACAGAGCACCUCCUAUUAUUGGGUAUUUGCCUUUUGAAGUCUUAGGCACGUCUGGUUACGACUACUAUCACGUGGACGAUUUAGACAAUGUUGUUACGUGCCAUGAAUCAUUGAUGCAGAAAGGCGAGGGAACGUCUUGCUACUACAGAUUCCUCACGAAAGGCCAGCAAUGGAUUUGGCUGCAGACCAGAUUCUACAUCACUUACAAUCAGUGGAACUCGAAACCUGAAUUUAUCGUGUGCACGCAUUACGUGGUCAGUUAUGUCGACGUAAUGAAGGAAAUGCGGGCAGAAUCGGGGGGUUACGAUAAAACGCAAAAUCAGGACGUUUUACUACCCGUAAAACAAAUAAUGACAUCUUGUCAAACCGUCACACCGUUAGCGCAAUGGUCAAACAAAUCGUCGAGGACGUCGAAGUCGAUGACAGUCGCUUCCAAUCUCCGACAUCGUGGCGAUGGUUCCAAUACGUCUUCAAUAUCUGUUUCGUUACGAAGUUCACCACAUUCACAAAUAACACACGGAUCAAGAUCGAAUGCGGCUUCUGCGAGCAGUUCCGUGGUCUCAAAGCCGAUUGCAUCGGUAGAUAGUAGGCAACAGCAACAAACGCAACAGCAACAGUCACAGCAGCAGCAGCAGCAGCAGCAGCAACCGCAACAUCAACUCGAUGUCAAUCAAUCGUGUAUUAAUUUCAUGGAUCCUGCGCAAUAUGCAACAGUUAAUCUGCAAUCGGUCGUUACAACAGGAUUUGCAACGCCUGCUGCUCCAAUUCUUUCAUCUGUACCCACCCAUGAGAUGUUACAUCAGCAGAGUAUAGUAAUGACUCCUGCGCAGAACCAAAUACAGGAUGAAUUACAACGGAAACAUGAAGAGCUGCAACAGCUGAUCGUUCAUCAACAAGAAGAAUUAAGAAGAGUCUCGGAACAACUCUUUAUCGCCCGAUAUGGGAUUCUCACGCCGUUAUUGAAUGCUGGUAUACCGUAUAAUCCAUCAAAUCCGUGUCAACAGGCAAAUCGGUGUAAUACUAAUAAUACUAAUGUGCCAUUGCCCACAUCCAAUAACGUACAAGGCGUGAAUGUGCUUCCCAUACCAAUUACUGUGCCAGUGCCUAUAGUGCCUACGGAAUUAUUUUCGCAUUCUUUACAAGUGAAUCCGUCGCCAGGCUCGACGCAUGGCAAUGUGGGCGCUAUAAUUCAAACUCAACAGCAGCAACAACAUUCGCAGUUGCAACACCAACAACAGCAACAGCAACAACAACCGGGGCCACCGCAACACGAAGGUAGUAAUUCCGAUCUCGUGCCUUUCCAAAUCUGCCCACAGCAGGCCGAGAUAAUGUACAGUAAUAUGGAGGCGUCCUCGAAUCAACAGCAAAGAUCUUCGCAAAAUUAAAAGACUUUAGUAUUAUAUUUGUAUUUACCAAGUAGGCUAGAAUUUUUAUCUUUAAAUUUAAUAUAUUUUUUAAAUUUAUCUAAGUUUUUUAUUUAUUUAUUACUGUGAAAAAAUUGGUUUACAAUAACUUUUGCUAUAAUUAUAAAUAUAUUGUUGUUCUGCUGCUUUUCUGUUUUUUAGAGAACCUUGUCAUUUCUGUUGUAUGUUGCAAGUGUACAAAAGUAUUUUAAGAAGUUAAAAUAAGAAUGUUUGUGUGAUAUUGCGGUAGAUAUUGCGUAAAAUGUAACAGAACUUUCGCAUUUUACAAUAACUUGCCAUUUUUAACAUAUUGACUAUUUCUCAUUCCAAGAUUGUUGUUGUUUAUAAUUUGAUCUAUGUUUUUCUUGUUCGGUGAUCUUAGAAUAGAGACCCAGACUUCCAUAUAAUGGAUUAUUUUGCGAUUUUCUUUUAAAAAAAUUCUUAAACCACAAUGUGAAGUAAUAUUGUGCCUCGCAAUAUGUAAAACAUAAAACCAGAAUUUAUAAAAUUAAUUACACGUAUUGUAUAAUAAUUUCUAAAAGAGAUAAGUUUUGAUAAUGAAUAAUAAUUUUAACUUAAUAAUUAGAAUACAGUUUAUUAUACUCUCAUUAUAUUUUAUUUAAAUUAAAACUUUCCAGUUCAUAAUGGCCGAUAUUUUUUAUAUAAUUAAUAAUUCUUAAGUUUCGCUUUAUUUACCUCCCAUAUUAAAAAUGCAACGUAUCUGAGUACGGAAAAAAUUAUUCUCUUAAAUUAGAGAAUUAUUUUGGGAAAACAUAAAGUGAUUUAAUAUCUAAGAGUUAUUGCGUUAUUAUAUGUGUAAAUUGUAUAAAGUUACAAAUAAUGAAAAUUUAAUAAAUCUGAGGGUAUUGAGUGUACUAAUACAAUUUACGCAUUUAUCGAACAAAGAAGAGCGUAUUACUAAGAAGGUAAAAAUAUAUUAUAUUUAAUGUACAAUUUUUAUGUAAAUUUUGGUAAUCUCUCCAAAACAAUUUGAUUAUUUCUAUAAAGUAUAAAGCAGUUUUAUAGCAACGAGUGAGAGAGCUACGAUCAAAAGUAGACACAGCACGUUUAUAUGUAUUCAUUGAAUUUAUUUUUCUAAUACGUGUCGUCAAAACGGAGAAGGGACCAAUCUCCACAUUUUCCGAAACAGGGUGUAUUCAUAUAUUUGUAUACGUAUAUGAUGUCGAACAAAGUAAUAUAUAUUUUGUGGUAUGUAUAUGUAUAAUAUGUUAUCAUUUUCUUACAUAUCUAGUGUAUUAUAAUAUAUAUGUUAGAUUGCUAUAACAUUUCUUAAUUGUUGCUCGACCAAAAUAUCGCCAAUAAAACGAAAAGCUUAAAAUCGA